Messenger RNA from Liolophura sinensis, 2755 nucleotides. RefSeq names its product nucleolin-like. The transcript is spliced from 12 exons. Bases 44 to 2755 code for a protein of 903 amino acids. NCBI's taxonomy places the organism in Eukaryota, Metazoa, Mollusca, Polyplacophora, Chitonida, Chitonidae. Gene Ontology annotation, molecular function: RNA binding. The record is from RefSeq and is a predicted model, not a curated record.
AAGAAAACUCGGAAAGAAUAACGCUGACGGAAAAAAACGCAAAAUGCCGCGAGGUGCUAGAAAGAAGAAGCCAGUUAGAAGUCCAAGGACACUGUCAGAAGAUGAAACCCCAGCAGAAGUGGAUGACACACAGCAAACAACUCAGGACACAUCUGAUGAGAUGAAAGAUGGUACAUCAGCAGAGCAGCAAGAUGAAUCAGCUGCUGGUGAGCUUGGAAUGGAACACAACAUUCCAGAAGAUAACCCGGAGAGUGUGGAUGGUGAUGGAGGAGGUGACAUGGUAACAACAGAAAAAAGUACAUCAGGAGAGGCAAAUGGGGAUGCCACAGCUUCAACUGAUGACACUAUAUCAGCUGAUGCCAUAGCUCCAACCGAUGCCAUUGUUUCAGCUGAUACCACAGCUCCAACCAAUGCCACUGUUUCAGCUGAUACCACAGCUCCAGCUGAUGCCAUUGUUUCAGCUGGUACCACAGCUCCAACUGAUGCCAUUGUUUCAUCUGGUACCACAGCUCCAACUGAUGCUGAAAUGUUGGAUGAUGCCACAUCAUCCAACCAAGUAACAGGUGACUCUGGUGUUCAGGAGGAGCAAGGGGAGACAAGCAGUGCUGCCAAACGAAAAGCUGAAAGUAAUCAGCAAGUCCGCGUGAAGAAACCAAAAGUAGAAAAACCUGUCCAGUUCCACAUAUAUGUAGCCAGUGCUCCGGAGGAUAGGCUGAAGGAUCCGUUGGACAGUCUGUUUAAAGCCAAUGAUGUAGAGGUGUCAGACGUGGCUGUCUGUGAGGAAAGGACCUGGGUAUACUAUGGACUGGCAUCAUUAGCCCACAGAGACGACAAGGAGAAGGUGUUACAACUGAACGGUCAGACCGUGGACAACAGACUUAUCAUGGUGGAGGUUAUUCCUGAGCCAGAGUUUGACAAGUUAGAAGGACCUGAUGAGUGUAUACUGGUGGUAAGGAAUAUUGGGAAAACCACUGCAGAUGAGAGUUUGAUGGAGUUUUUCCCUGGCGUAAUAGACAUGCGAGUUCCAGAGAGUAAUGGAAAGAAUCGUGGUUUUGCGUUCCUUCAGUUUUCAUCCAAAGAGGAAGUGGACAAUAUGAUAGAAACAAAACAUGAAAAGGAACUCGAUGGGCGUAAGUUACGUCUGAGUAAAUUCAUGCCACGUGAAGAAGCCGAGCCUGCCACAUCUCACCCAACGGUCCCGGAGAUACUGGUCAAUGCCAUUACCAAGCUGCAGGCUGGGGUAGAAGCAGAGGUCGAGGAAGCUGAAGAGCUUGAGGAUAUCAGUGACCUGCCAAAAACCAAGGUGUUAUCUAUUGGCAACCUGAACCCAGAGACUACUGAUGUAACACUUCUUGCCAAGUUCCCAAAGUGCUAUGAUGCCAAGGUCCUCAAAGGCAAGAGAACAAAACAGCCAACAGGGUUUGGUUACCUGGAGUUCAGAUCUGUGAAAGACGCUACAAGAGCCCUGAAAAAGAUGAAGAAUAAGAUGAUUGACGGCAACCUGAUAACAUUAGACUAUGCUGAUGAGAUAGAAGCAGGCUUCCACAAAAAGAAAGCUCAAAGACUAGCUAAGAAACAGGAGGGCUACUACUCUAGCCUGGAUUACUCUGGCCGGGAAUGGACGGACUGGGCAGCCAUGGAGGAGUACGGCAGUGCUCGGGAACGCCUUGCUAGGGAACGCUUCAUGAGAGAGCAGGACAUACGCUUUGGCCCAGGUCCAGAAAUGAGAAAUCCCAUGGAUUACCCCAUGGGCGGCAUGGGGGGAGGCUACUGGGGGGGUGAUGGGGAUUAUGGAGGGGAUGUACGCUGGUAUGGAGAUGGCGGUGGUUAUGGUGGAGGCUAUGGUGGAGACGGGGGCUACACUGGUGGAUAUGGCGGGGGAUAUAAUGAUGAUAUUGGUUAUAACGAGGGUGGUAGAUUCAAUAGAGGCAGGAGGGGAGGGGGUUACAACAGGGGAAGCGGUGGUAGAGGUGGGGGUUACAACAGGGGUGGCAACUUUAAUAGGGGAGGAAGUGGGAAGUUCAACAGGGAUGGAGGGGGUGUACCUGACAGGAGUGGAGGCUUUAAUAGAGGUGGAGGCUACAGUAGGGGUGGUGGUGGUAGAGGAGGGGGGCUCUCGAGAGGAAGAGAGGGCGGUGCUGGCUACAGUAUGGAUGGCAGUUAUGGAAGUGAUGGCAGUCAGGGAAAGGGCUGGAAAACUGGAGGUGGAGGUGCAGUUGUUGGAGGUGGAGGUUCAGGCAUUGAAGGUGGCGUUGGUGCAGGUGUUGGAGGUGCAGGUGCAGGAGGUACAGGUGUAGGUGAGGCAGGUAUGGGAAGUGCAGGUGGUGGGACAGUUGGAGGUCAGAAGAAAGGUUGGGUUGAUGGGAAUGGAGAAGCUGAGAGUAAAACUGGAGAGGUUGGUAACAGUGGGAGUUGGGGUGGUGGGGGGACAGGCUCAGUUGAGGGAGCAGGUUGGGGGGGUGGGUCUGUCUGGGGAGGCAGUGCUGUGUAUGCCACAGGGAUGGGGUCCAUGGCCGCUAAAGGGGCUUACACUGGAGCAGGAUAUUCUGGUGCAGGAUACUCUGGAGAAGGAUACUCUGGAACAGGAUAUUCUGGGAGUGGAUCUCAAAUGGACUAUAGUAACACAGGGUAUGGAGAGGGCACACAGCAGGCUUACGACCAGUUCUAUAAUGCAUACUAUCAGCAGAGUGGAACAAGUACAGAUACUACAACCAGCACAGGGCAGACAACAUGGUCAGGCUAUGUAGGCCAGUGA